Messenger RNA from Arachis stenosperma, 1764 nucleotides. Its product is annotated as 8-amino-7-oxononanoate synthase. Gene Ontology annotation, biological process: biosynthetic process. NCBI's taxonomy places the organism in Eukaryota, Viridiplantae, Streptophyta, Magnoliopsida, Fabales, Fabaceae. Bases 89 to 1567 code for a protein of 492 amino acids. Gene Ontology annotation, molecular function: pyridoxal phosphate binding. The transcript is spliced from 11 exons. The record is from RefSeq and is a predicted model, not a curated record.
UACAGCCAAACACUUUAACUGCACUGCUCAUUAAUUCAAAGAAAGUAAGAAACAAACGUAGCAAACACAAACACGAGAGUGUGAGGCAAUGGCUACUCCAAGUGCAUGGUGGGACAACUGGGUUGAAGAGGCACUUGCAACCCUCGACUCCCUCAACGUCCUUCGAUCUCUAAGACCCAUUUGCCUACGGAAGGGGAAUCACCGAAUGAUUCCCUUUGAAGCUGUGCUUCAAAACGUGCCAGACCCUCCAAAGUUUAGGGAAGACAGAGGUGCAUUCGAGGUGUUCGAUGAAAUGCAGCAAUGGGACAGGGCCUCUGUGGAGGUGGAGAUUGGAGAAGCCACGUUCCUCAGAUGGAUGCAUGACACUCCAAGUUCUGGUGAUGAGAUUGGUUAUAACACAGCUGCUGGUGAUGAUGGAUUUGGGGUAUACAAUGAGAAGUUUAAAAAGUUAAUUUUGUUUUCUGGAAAUGACUAUCUUGGUUUGAGUUCCCAUCCGGCUAUUGGAAGGGCUGCCGCAAAGGCAGCACAAGAACAUGGAAUGGGACCAAGGGGAUCUGCCCUUAUUUGUGGAUAUACCAAUUAUCAUAGGCUGCUUGAGUCAAGCUUGGCAGAUAUGAAGAAGAAAGAGGAUUGCCUUCUUUGUCCCACAGGGUUUGCUGCCAAUAUGGCCUUGAUGACAACAAUAGGAAGUAUUGGUUCUCUCUUAGCUGGAAAAAAUGUGACUGCCGAGGAUGAAAAGAUUGCCGUCUUUUCCGAUGCACUAAACCAUGCAUCAAUAAUUGAUGGUCUUCAUCUUGCUCAGCGGCAAAAAAGUGUAAAGGUGUUCGUAUAUAGGCAUUGUGAUAUGUCCCACCUCAAUAUGCUCUUAACACAUUGUAGAAUGAGAAGAAAAGUUGUUGUAACUGACAGCUUGUUCAGCAUGGAUGGUGACUACGCACCACUAGUGGAGCUUGCAGACCUUCGCAAGAAGCAUGGAUUUUUGUUAGUCAUUGAUGAUGCUCAUGGAACAUUUGUUUGUGGCAAAAAUGGCGGUGGCGUUGCUGAGGAAUUCGGCUGUGAAAAGGAUGUAGACAUAUGCGUUGGUACUCUAAGUAAAGCUGCAGGUUGUCAUGGAGGAUUUAUAGCAUGCAGUAAAAGGUGGAAACUGCUAAUACAAUCACGAGGUCGUUCUUUUAUAUUUUCAACCGCUACACCAGUUCCUGUUGCAGCUGCUGCACAUGCUGCUGUUGCGGUUGCAAAACACGAGGGAUGGCGUCGAAAGGCUAUAUGGAACAGGGUGAAAGACUUUCAUUUGCUGACAGGAAUCCCAGUUACAAGUCCCAUUAUAUCGCUAAUUGUAGGAAGCGAAGACAAAGCACUACAAGCAAGCCGGUAUUUGUUGCAAUCUGGAUUCCAUGUCACUGCUAUCAGACCACCAACUGUGCCUCCUAACUCAUGCAGGCUAAGGGUAGCUCUGAGCGCAGUGCAUACAAGAGAAGAUCUGGAAAACCUUGCAGCUGCACUCUCUCGCUGCAUUGAUUUCCAAGAAACCCGCAUAUACAACUGCAAUAGUUAUGCAAGAUUGUAGUUAUUGAAUUCAAUUCCAUACUGCCACUAUUCCUCAAAUAAGUAAACCAUUAAUCAGUUUCUGUAUUAGUGUAAGUAAAUAAGUACUUACUCCAGUGCCUCACGGGGUCUAAUAUAUAUAUAUAUGUAUUUUAUAUAAUGAUUUAUUUACUUGAAUAGUAAGUAUAAUUUUCUUUAAAGUUAACAAACAAUCAAGUA